AUGGUGCUUCACAUCUACCACGCCGCCGUGGGGGAGAAGGAGUUUCAGUUUUCCACCAACAUCAACAAGCUCACGCAGGAGACGUACGAGCUCGACGUGAACGAAGCCAUCGAGGAGGUCAGCUCCACCAUUCUCGAGCAGCUGACGGGCGAGGAUGCGCUCUGCUGCGAGUGCAAGGCAGCACCUGCGACACGACUGAUUCACCACACGAUGCUCUUUGCCGAGACCUUUCCUCCACGUGUGGAGGACCUGCCGCAGCCGGUGUGCAACUCUGCCAACUGCGAGGCAGUGGCCAAGUCGCGGUACUUGAUGGACAUGGAGGAUGCCACCACAGCACAGGGGAUGCCGAGUCCCAACGGGUGCUUUCAUUGUCACAAGGGGGCGCGGGGCGCAGCCACAGUACCGCUUCAGCGCUGCAGUCGGUGCAAGGUGGCCAAGUAUUGCAGUGUCGAGUGCCAGAAGGCAGACUGGAAGGUGCACAAGCAGGUGUGUGCCCCCGGGUAG
Messenger RNA from Leishmania major strain Friedlin, 504 nucleotides. Its product is annotated as MYND finger domain-like protein. Gene Ontology annotation, molecular function: DNA-binding transcription factor activity, RNA polymerase II-specific. The transcript has a single exon. Lineage: Eukaryota; Euglenozoa; Kinetoplastea; Trypanosomatida; Trypanosomatidae. Bases 1 to 504 code for a protein of 167 amino acids. The record is from RefSeq and is a predicted model, not a curated record. Gene Ontology annotation, biological process: regulation of transcription by RNA polymerase II. Gene Ontology annotation, cellular component: nucleus.